This is a messenger RNA of Athalia rosae (coleseed sawfly), 7516 nucleotides long. RefSeq lists its product as uncharacterized. Bases 349 to 5178 code for a protein of 1609 amino acids. Lineage: Eukaryota; Metazoa; Arthropoda; Insecta; Hymenoptera; Athaliidae. The record is from RefSeq and is a predicted model, not a curated record. Gene Ontology annotation, cellular component: cytoplasm; plasma membrane; dendritic spine. Gene Ontology annotation, molecular function: protein binding. Gene Ontology annotation, biological process: chemical synaptic transmission. The transcript has 18 exons.
AGUUUCCAUAUCGGAAGACCGCCCCCCCGUGUCGUGUGUCGUGUCUCGCUUUCGGCUAAAACUAUCGGAAUAAAGGGAGGCUUGCACCGUACGCGAUAUACUCAAAUAUCCCCGGUAUAUAAUAAAGUGUAUUUGUGCCUUACUAUUAUGGAAAAUUAAAUCGCUAUUGGUUGUUUAUAUUUAUAGUAUAAAAAUAAAUUUUCAUUAUAUUCAGUGAUUCGCGGUAUUACGUAUAGAUAGUUUUUUUCUUUUUUUUUUUUUUUUUUUCCAACACCGCUGCCGCACACCUAUUAUAACCAUUUCGAAAAGGAUGGAAGCCAACCCUAGAGAUCCGGUCGACUCGUGGCGAUGACCAGUCUGAUUUUGGAGAACGCAGACUUGAAUCGUCUGUUUCCAAAAUGUCGGCCUAGGGGCGGUAAACCCCCGAGAUCGGGGGGCUCUACGCCGAGUCAUCAUAAUCUGCAUGACCAUCAUCAAGCUGCAGAAGCUGCUCGGUUACAUCCCCCCUGCGAUAGAGAGUGCGACUCUGCAGCACUUGAAGUGGUCGUUAAUAAAAACGGUGCGAUUAUCGCAGGCACAACCACCAUCGCUACUAUCACUACAAUCGCGUCUAAUUCGGUCGACGUUAAGAACAAUAACAACAAUAAUAACAACAACAUCCACAACAACAACAACAACAACAAUAAUAAUAACGAGGAAGAAGAAGAAUAUAGAAAAAUGAUUGAUCUCGAACGUGACACCUCGGAUAAUAGGUGUAGAAAGCAAGCGAAUGGGAGAAAAAAAUCAGGUUCGCUGUCCCGUAGGACGGCGAACGUGGUCGCCGGGUUUCCGGGGGAUUCGCAGGUUCCUGUUAAUUCUGUGAAACUGCCCUCGUCGAGCUCGUCUUCGGCUUCCGGGAGGAGCGAAGAUGCUCCAAAUUACGGAAACCUCGCCGGAAGCGAUCAUCAGGCUCAGUCUCAGGACGCCCUUGACGACAGUGGACCAGAAGAAAGUCCCGUUUACAUCUUAACUUCGGCAAAAGGGGAUCGCAGCUAUAAGCUAAGGGAUUCGAGGAUAAUUGAGAUCGCUGGUGGCAGAGAAGUCUUUUCUCAGAGUCGUGGUAAAGUUGCUGCCAGGAAACCCAGGUUUUUAGCUGCUUCGAAUUCCCUCUCUAUAGACGACUGCCAGACGGACAAUAAACUAAGCGUUAAAAAAAAUAACAAAUCACCAAACAGGCAGAGUGUCUGGGAACUAAGAAGCCGAUGUGGGGAAGCUAGAAGGCAGCGAACGAACCGUGAGGUAACAGAGACCGUUUUUUCAUCGGAGGUUCAUUCGGUUCGUCGUAAUCCUACAUCAAAAUCCAUCCUGGACUACGACUCUCCAAAAAGUAACCGCGGCAAUCGGAUAAUCAAUUAUGACUCGAUAUUAAAUAGCAAUAAUGUAGAAACGUACAACACGCCAAAAAGUAUUACAGACCUCAAUUAUGGGCUGCCUAAAAACUGUGUAGACUAUCAGUCAAAUCAUACAACUCCUGCACGGAGCAUGGCAAUUGUAAAUGACGGAGAAGUUGUUGUAUUCGACGAUAUAGACGAUAACUGGCAGGGACUUAGGCUCGAUCUUGGACCUACUAAUGCCACCCAAAAUACAACAGACAAUCUAGAUAUUGAUACCGAAGACUCACAGCGCGGUAGAAUGCACCCUGAACCACCUGGAUCCAGUGUUGGAAGCACUCCUAGUCCUGCUUAUCAUCGUAAUACCUCCGAUUUUUUCAAGGUCAUUACCCCAGCAAGCGAUUGUGAGGGCGAUACUCCGCCUUUAGAGCAAAACCAUAAGGUUGCUAGGGUCAUUGGUGAGCUUCCCAUAGCACAAUAUUCAGGAAGUCCGAGGCGCUAUGGAGUUCGAGAGAACUCCAGACUUCCAACUCUGCUUUCAUCGCCUUCUAUGUACGCCCCCCCUAGACCUGGCUUUCCCCAGAGGGUUUUGCCAACUACUCCGAACCAGAAGGAGAAGGAAGAAAAAUCCGCGGAAACAUCUCAUGAAAAGCCUGCAGUGGAAUCAGUUGAGUCUGGAAUUGAAGAACCACCAUCUUGUCCUACUCCGCCGCCUCUAGAACAGGAAGAUGAGGAAGAAGAAGACGAUGAUGAUUGUCUCAAGUCUUCUUUACCUCCGAAUGAAAAUUUAUCUAGUCUCGUGUCACCGGGAGGUAGCACUUUCGACUAUUUAUAUGAAUUCUCUGAGACCCGCAAGGUCCUAGAAGAGUUUUUCAAGUGCCCUCCGCCCACGGAAGAAAAGGAUAACAAUAUAGAUUCCUCGCCAUUCCAAGAUCUUGACUACGAACUGCGGAGACAGGCAGGUAGUGCUUACGUCGGUCAGAGGUUAGCUAGUGGCCCACCCACUUUGGAAGAAGUUUUGAUACACGAGUCCCCUAAAAAACAAAGAGCGGAUUUUCCUCAGACGACGGUGGAGCACGAAAACAAUUUCUUGGAUCUAUCUGUGGGCACUGGAAGCAGCGAGGAUCUUGGUGAGACUGAAGUUGGUCUGCAAGUCGGAAAUUCUCGUAAUUUCACCUUGAGUCCAGAGACAACAGACUGUGACAGCAACUGCGGUGACCUGGACAGUGAAAUGUCCUUGAUGAUGAUGGACAAUGAACUAAUGCCAGCUAGUGGACUUCUUGGUUCUGUCGGAGAUCUUGGUAACAAUUCAGACUCCCUUAGAAUAUACACAAGCAUGCCUGUUUUGGAGGAUGGUCUGUCAAGUGGCCAUGCCAGCGAUACGGAUAACAAUAACCCAACAGUAAUGCUAAUGAAAAGGCAGAUUAACGAAAUCGAAAGGGAGAUAAUACAGAGGACACGAAACGAUAUGCUUAGCUCUGAAAACGAAUCAGGAAAAGACGUGAGCCUCAAUGUUACCAAAGAUAUUCUUCAUUCGCUCAAAGCUACUUCACCAGAUUUAUUCGUCACCACCAAAGAGCGUAAAGAUAUUUCCUAUGAUACAAAUGAUCUUGAACUCGAUGGACUUGAUCCCCUUGGCACUCCACCACCCCCAGCACCACAAGGCAGGCAAAGUGCGAAUUUAGAAAACGGAGGUGAAGUUGAAGCUGCGAUUAAAGACAUAAGAAUGGCAUUGCAAAGAACAAAGACACUCCCUGUUAAAUCUCCCUCCGAAGAACCACCUGAACCAAGCAUUAGCCCAAUUUGGAUACCAAGUAUGUUGGAUGGCAGGCGGAGAGCCUGUGGCGAAAGCAACAGCGAAGAUUCUGAAAUGAGACGGGUGGGUGAUGACGGAGAUGCAGAGGUGGAGGAAGCUGUUGAUGAGGAAGAGGCUGACACCGAUCUUGAAACCGACAGACUCCUCGGACAACAAAGAACUGAUGACCAGGGGUUUUACGAUGAUAAGGGGUGGCGGAAGCCUAAGACUAGGACAAUGUUGCCGACAAUGAGUACAAAAAUCGCCACUCCCAAACAAACACCGCCGAAAACGUUGAGCGUCGCUCCUCUAGAAGCGUUGACACCCUCAGAACCCCUGCCUUCAACUUCUGUGUCCGUGUCCCCUCCACCAUCAGUUUCCGCCACCCAAUCGUCACCUUGUGAUCGCGAAGCAACUAGUCCCACGCAAACUGUGUCGAGCCCCCAGAAGACCCCAGCCAAAAAUUCUCCCUCGCCCCCUCACAGCCUCAAGGAAUCCAACGGCAAGGUGAAAAAGGACAAAGACGGAAAAAAGAAGAGCAGAAAUAAAGAAGGUUUAUUAACGGAUCCUUCAGUUUUGAUCGAGGGGGUCUUAUUCCGUGCAAGAUAUCUCGGAUCCACACAGUUAGUAUGUGAAGGUCAACCAACAAAAUCGACGAGGAUGUGCCAAGCGGAGGAAGCUGUCUCAAGGAUAAAGGAUGGGACAGUGCCGAUGCAGGCUACGCUGGUAAACUAUGGUGGGCAACAUGCCUAUGGUCGAUGCAGUGUAGCGUCACAAGGAAGCCUCGAUGAGGAUGAAUGCGACUCAAGCGAAGAACUUAUAGGGAGUACUUCAGGUGGUGGACAAUCUGAGUCUAUCAAUAUCGGGGCACAGUCCCAGAUGGCCCCUAUCGGAGGUCCGUUGGGGCCUACAACCGUUUUCAGACUCCAGUUUCUCGGGUCGGUUGAGGUGGAAGAGGAAGGGGGACGAAAGCGACGCAAACGUCUCAAGAAACACAUGGUCGAAGAGGCUGUCACUAAGAUAAAGGCUCUGGCCCCUGAUGGAGAGACUCAACCCAGUACAGAGGUAGAUCUGUUCAUAUCUACCGAAAAAAUAAUGGUUCUCAACACAGAUCUGAAAGAAAUAAUGAUGGAUCACGCGCUGAGGACUAUUUCUUACAUAGCUGAUAUUGGUGAUCUUGUGGUAUUGAUGGCUAGGCGACGGUUUGUGCCUCAUGAGAUGGAAGAGGCGCCAAAAAUAAAUAGAACUCCAAAGAUGAUCUGUCAUGUAUUUGAAAGUGAAGAGGCACAGUUCAUCGCUCAAAGCAUUGGUCAGGCCUUCCAAGUAGCUUACAUGGAAUUCUUGAAAGCCAAUGGAAUAGAAGAUCAUAGUUUUGUCAAGGAAAUGGACUACCAAGAAGUUCUAAACUCCCAGGAGAUAUUCGGAGACGAGCUACAAAUGUUUGCCAAGAAAGAAAUGCAGAAAGAGGUCGUUGUUCCAAAAGCAAAGGGUGAAAUUCUUGGUGUGGUAAUCGUGGAGUCUGGGUGGGGGUCGAUGCUACCUACGGUGGUAAUAGCUAAUUUGGCUCCAGCAGGUGCGGCAGCUCGUUGCGGGCAACUGAAUAUCGGAGAUCAAAUAAUAGCCAUCAAUGGCGUCUCCCUUGUGGGACUUCCUUUAUCGACUUGUCAAACUUACAUAAAAAAUUCGAAAAAUCAGACUGUCGUAAAGCUCACUGUUGUUCCCUGCGCCCCAGUUGUUGAGGUCAAAAUAAAGAGACCAGACACAAAAUACCAGCUGGGUUUCAGUGUACAAAAUGGAGUGAUUUGCAGUCUACUCAGAGGUGGAAUUGCAGAACGAGGAGGAGUCAGAGUUGGGCAUAGAAUCAUUGAGAUUAAUAAUCAAAGCGUCGUAGCGGUGCCUCACGAAAAGAUUGUCAAUCUCUUAGCCACGUCUGUGGGCGAGAUUCUCAUGAAGACGAUGCCUACGUCGAUGUUUCGACUGUUAACAGGCCAGGAAUCUCCAGUGUAUAUAUAAACUUUGAAGUAAAACCUGGCCACCAUGUAGAACCAGACAAUACAUCCUUUGCUGACUAGAUCGACUCCGAUUAUAUCCUGCUUGAAUUUACGGUUCGUCUACACUCAGCUUCGAAGGAAAAAUCGGUAAACUCACUUACAAGCUCCUCCUGCUUAGCUAAUUAUUGAUGAUAAUUAUAAGUAAUCACGGCUGGAAGCCUCAGCCAGCAGCAGCAGCAGCAGCAGCCUCCCCACAAAAAAAAACGUAAGGAAAUCAUAUUUACAUAUUCUCUCUAUCGAGCAUAAUAAUUAUUUAUAUAAUUACCUAUAAAUUAUAAAAUAUAUGAUGAACAUACAUUUUAUUAAUUGUCGUCGAUUUCUCAUAGCAGUUGUCGAACAUUUGCGAUAACACCGAUUUUCACAACCGCUAUGAGAUUCGGUAUCAAAUGCGCCAAGAAAGAUAAUAGGGGAUGCAAUGCACAUCAUUAUAAAUAGCACAAAGAUCUUUACCUGAGAUUAUAGGUGGAUUAAAAUUGUAUAUUGAGUAAAUGGGGGACAUGACGUUGACGGUAUUCAUGAACAAGUAAAACAGAGGAAAUUAGCUUCUUGUGUAUAUCUCUACUUUUUCUGAGCUAAUGAUUGUCUACAUUCCUUCGUUUUAGAUCUUUCACUUAUAUUCAUAAGCGAUGCUUAUUUCAAACGCGGCGAUACACCCAACUCUAUUAUUUCUUUCGUACUAUUGAAGAAUCGAUCUAUCUAUACAUACAUAGGUAUAUGCAAUGCAUAUAAAUAUGUAGACAUGGAUAUAUUUAUGUAUACACCUAUCCAUUAAAACUCCCCAAUUUAUAAAGUAGUACAAGGACGAGAAUUUUGGUAAUUGCUCAGAAGAGCUCUAAUAGAAAAGAGGUAUAUCGUCUGCGGAUUAUGAUAUAAAUCGAGUGUAGAUGUAUUCCCAAAAAAUUCACAUCGACUUCGAGAUAUUAACAAUGCCUUCAGUUUUUUCAAUUUAUAACUUUUUCGCUUUCUUGUUUGUCGUCAUUAGGUAAAUACUCCUUGUCAAAUUAGGUUCUGUGAGCGGCAAACUUUGUCGUGGAUGUUUUAUAUGGAAGAAAAAAAGAUUGUUGAUGAUAAAAAGUAUGGAUAUAUUUUAUGGGAUCAAAAGAAAUGAGGUGUUACGUAGUUGGGUGGCCGAAAUGUAUCUAGUCAUUAUUUCUAAGGAUAAAUAAUAUAACUAAUAAUUAAUUGAAUACUCAGCCACCUCGAGCCAACCCAACUGACUGAUCUUAUAUCUAGCCAGAUUUUUAAUCAAAGGCAUUCGCAGUUUAGCGUCGUUCAAAAUAUCAGUGACCAUCUGUGUCACAGAUAUAAUCACACAAAAACACAAAGAGAUAACCCAAAAUCAUAUUGCUGUCGCUCCGCUGAUUGGGAUGAUGAAUGAAAAAUCGAUAAGUAAAUUUAGGUAAAAAAAUUUAUUGAUGCUAUGAACAGGUGUUUAUAAAAUUUUUUAUUCGACUAUAAUUACAUCAUCCAGUAAAUAUACCUGGUAGGAAAAAUCUAUGUGGUACACAAGCUAUUUAAACGCCCAUUUUUUUAUGUAUUUAUUCUAUGGGGCAUCGGUUGAGCCACAAUUGAUUGAUCUGAGCACGAUCUACCUUAGAAUCUAUUCUAUUACCUCUUUAAAAUAUUAUAACUUAAAAUCAUAAUUGCCAGUGAAUUACAUUGUGAAAUUGACAGUACCUUGACCUCUGCGAGUUGAUUUGUUUAAUUUAUAAUUAAAAAUAUGUAUCUUUACGAAUUUCAUCUCUUUGCUGAUGGCUCUCAGCUUAAGCUCAAAACUGAUGGCGAUGAAAUGAUAGAUGACAAGCAGCAAAUUGUAAAAAAAAAUACAAAAUUUUGAAGAACGGAUUAUAAAGUAGGUGCAGUUGUUAGGAUGAAGAAAAUGGAAAAUAUACUAAGAAAUAACAAAGAAAAACGCCCAUCCAUAGAAUAGUAAUGAAAAGAGAAGUAGGAAGAAAAAAAACCAACUAUGAAUAAUUAUAUCUUAUAAUGAAAUAUACAUACAAUACUAUAGAGCUUACGCCGUAGCUUCACGAGUCAUGAGUAAAAUGCACUUGAGAAAAAAAGAAUAUAAAAAAACCAAAAAAAAACAACCAACAACAGCAACAACAACUAUCAUGACUAUCUCUUAUCAAUGUUUGUGAGUGUAUUAUAUAAGUUGAACUAUUAGUAGGUAAGCGAAUAAUUAUUAAGAAUAUGAGUAAAUAAUUAUUUAAAUAAGCGAGCUAUUUGAAUGUGUAUAUGGUUAUUAUACUAUACUAGUCCAUACAAAGAUAACAAUAAACUGUAAUUUUGAAUUCAAA